AUAAGGACCGAAAGUCUUUGCUUGAUUCUUCCAAGUUCUUCAGGUUUCUUUCUCUGUGGUUUGAUUGAUUUUUCACAUCCAUCCAUCAGAUCGAGCUCGAAAUGUUGGGAGUGGUUUCCAAUUCCUUCACUAGAUGUUCUUUUUCUUCAGCAGAAAAUCCAAUUAGAUUCUUCAAUAGUAACAAGUCACUUACCACUACUAGUACUAGACUCGGAGCUUCUUCUUCAAUUUCAGAAUUUCCUCUGGCAAGCAAAAUCGUCGUCACAAAUUUGUCUCACUCGACCAGUGAUGCCGUCCUGGAAAAGAAAUUCUCAAACUUUGGUCAAGUGGUAGAAGUUAAGCUAGUGACAGAUGAAUCAGGAAAGAGGUCAAAAGGGUUUGCUUUUAUACAAUAUACUUCCCAAGACGAUGCUGUGCUUGCCUUAGAAAGUAUGGAUCGCAAGUAUAUUGACGGGAGGCUGGUUUAUGUAGAUAUUGCAAAGCCUGUGACUAGUACAUUUGGGGCAUACCCAAGAACCUCAGGACCCCCUAAAGAGCAAACUCCGUAGAUGUAAGUAAAUGAGACAGAUACCAAGCUUUCACUGGAUGUGAAUCAUUCUAUAAAAGAAGUAUCAAUAACUGUAUAGGUACGAAUGUAUACCGGUGUACUAUAUGUUGUAGCAUUUGAGUGAUUAUGCAGGUCUAUUUUCAAUGAGAGUUUGGAAUCAUGGAUGUAAUAAUGGUUUUGUAUGUCAAUUUCAAUCAGUAGUUCGUUGUAAGGUUAAACCAGUUGCAGACAAUUCUUAAUUGAUGCUUAGUUGCAAGUGAAUUUUAAGCAGACUUGGAAGAGUA
Molecule: messenger RNA, 831 nt
Organism: Papaver somniferum (opium poppy)
Lineage: Eukaryota; Viridiplantae; Streptophyta; Magnoliopsida; Ranunculales; Papaveraceae
Product: organelle RRM domain-containing protein 1, chloroplastic-like
Exons: 4
Coding region: 102-548 (148 amino acids)
Biological process (GO): mRNA splicing, via spliceosome
Cellular component (GO): U1 snRNP; precatalytic spliceosome; U2-type prespliceosome
Molecular function (GO): mRNA binding; U1 snRNA binding
Source: RefSeq, a predicted model, not a curated record